Molecule: messenger RNA, 1115 nt
Organism: Sorghum bicolor (sorghum)
Lineage: Eukaryota; Viridiplantae; Streptophyta; Magnoliopsida; Poales; Poaceae
Product: probable phospholipase A2 homolog 2
Exons: 4
Coding region: 270-734 (154 amino acids)
Biological process (GO): arachidonate secretion; phospholipid metabolic process; lipid catabolic process
Molecular function (GO): calcium ion binding; A2-type glycerophospholipase activity
Source: RefSeq, a predicted model, not a curated record
AUCCUGUCCCAGUAAGAUGCGCGGCCGAAACUUCCACGGCCCAAGUACGCAGCUCCCCAAUUCCAUAUCCUCACCAAGCACAUGCUCUGCUUGCUCACACACACGUCCAAGUCCAACCACUCCAAGCUUGUAUAAAUGACCCUGCCGCCGGCUGCGCCCACCGGAAAGAGACCAAAUAUUUCGCGCUCUGCCAGUCUGCUGCCUAUCCAUUUCUUUCCCGGACACCACACACGCCCGCCGAGACGCGCAAAACGAUCGAACACCAGAGGAUGGCAUCCGUUCUCGCCUUCUCCCGGUGUUCGUCGCUGCUUCUCCUCCUGCUGGCGACGGCGUCACAGGCCCUCAACGUCGGCGACCUGCUCGGGACAGCGCCUUCGGGGAGCAAGGAUUGUAGCCGGACGUGCGAAUCAUCGUUCUGCAUAGUCCCGCCGCUGCUGAGGUACGGGAAGUACUGCGGGAUCCUGUACAGCGGCUGCCCCGGCGAGAAGCCCUGCGACGCCCUCGACGCCUGCUGCAUGGUCCACGACCACUGCGUCGCCACCCACAACAAUGACUACCUGAACACGCGGUGCAACGAGAACCUGCUGAGCUGCCUCGACAGGGUGAGCCCAGCGGGGCCGACGUUCCCGGGGAACGAGUGCGGCGUCGGCCAGACGGCGUCCGUCAUACGUGGGGUCAUCGAGUCGGCAGUGCUCGCGGGCAAGAUCCUUCACAAGCGCGACGACGGCCCGUAGCCGGCGUUCUUGGAAGGAGCGCGCGCGGUUGGUACUAGGAACACACGUUACACGUACGUAGUUGUUGCAAGCAGAGGAAUAAAAGCCGCACGCGCGCGCGUGGGCGCGCGGCGCCCGUCCGUGGCGAUGCGGCGAAGCAGCAUGUGCUGGAUUGGAAGGUCAUGGACGGCCGGACCACCGUGGCAUGUGACUGCCUUCAGUGUAUGCGCAUACUACAUAUAUACAUAUUGAUUAUUGGUAGUGUUUGAUUGCUGGAAUUCCGAGCGAAAUGGCAAAGAUUGUAAGUUGUAAUAAAGUUAUUGUACAUUCCUUUAGUAAUUACUGGUAGCAGUGGACAGAAUACAACAGCAUUCGGUCAUUUAUACAGUUCAAUUUCCGUGC